Molecule: messenger RNA, 3316 nt
Organism: Oncorhynchus mykiss (rainbow trout)
Lineage: Eukaryota; Metazoa; Chordata; Actinopteri; Salmoniformes; Salmonidae
Product: patatin-like phospholipase domain-containing protein 2
Biological process (GO): lipid homeostasis; triglyceride catabolic process; positive regulation of triglyceride catabolic process
Cellular component (GO): membrane; cytoplasm; lipid droplet
Molecular function (GO): triacylglycerol lipase activity
Source: RefSeq, a predicted model, not a curated record
AUCAACAGAUUAGGUUUUUCAAUAUACGUGAAUGGUAUCAUGAGCCAAUGGAAUGCUCCGGUUGUUAGCCUGAAUGGCUCAAAUCUGUUAAUAAUGAAGUUCGACUUGUCACACAAAUAGCAGGCAGGUGAAAUAAAUAUAGAUUUGAACAGAAUAUAUUGGAAUAGAAUAGACACGAAUAGAAUGCAUCACUCUCAUGUGUUACCGAUGCAUAAUGUGGGGGCGUGGCUCCACCUAAAAUAAGACUCAGCCUCCUUAUUCCGAUUGGCCAGACCAGCCCUGUUCUAGAACCGGGAAGUUAUGGAAAGUCAGCGCUCCGGCGAUUCUCAAUACAUCUCUUUGUAUUGUCUCUUUGCACGUUACACAAGAGGAGUAGACUGAGUAGUGUGUGCUAGUUUGAGCCGUCCUCUUUCGGAACUGUUGUUGACAUUCAGUAAUGAAGGGAACUUGUCAAUGACUCCAAGGGUAAACAUUUUGGAGUGAUUAUUACAAGCGCAUUACCAAAACUUCUAGGUCCUCGCCAAGGACUGUCCACCCGGUAUGUUCGACCUAACGAAGGAAUGGAAUCUGUCGUUCGCCGGCUGCGGGUUCCUGGGGAUUUAUCACAUCGGAGUGGCCAGCUGCCUGUUGGAACAAGCGCCCUACCUUAUCAAAGGUGCCACCAAGAUUUACGGGGCUUCGGCCGGUGCCCUAACCGCCUCGGUGCUCGCCAGCCAGGCAUCCAUAGCUAAGUGCUGUGAGGAUGUGAUCGAGACUGCCAAGGAGGCCCGGAAACAUAACCUGGGUCCCCUCCACCCUUCCUUCAACCUGGUCAAGGUCAUCAGGUCGGGCCUGGAGCGCGACCUGCCCGCCGAUGCACACACACUCGCCUCCGGGAGGCUGUGUGUGUCACUCACUCGCGUGUCUGAUGGACAAAACGUCAUCGUGUCCGAGUUCAAGUCCAAGGAGGAGCUCAUCCAGGCGCUGCUGUGUAGCUGUUUCAUCCCCAUAUACUGUGGCCUGAUCCCCCCAUCCUUCCAAGGAGUGCGUUAUGUGGAUGGGGGGAUCAGUGACAACCUUCCUCAGUCAGAGCUGAAGAACACCAUCACCAUCUCUCCGUUCUCAGGCGAAAGCGACAUCUGUCCCCGGGACACCUCCUUCAACAUCCACGAGCUUCGUUUCACCAACACCUCCAUCCAGAUUAACCUGGGCAAUAUGUACCGCCUCAGCAAAGCCCUGUUUCCCCCAGAACCCAAGGUCAUGGCAGAGAUAUGUCAGAGUGGCUACAAGGACACCCUUCGCUUUCUUGAGGAGAACCAUCUGCUGAAGCUGGAGUGUCCGACUGCCGGCCCCAACCCAUCAGAAGCCAUACACACCUGCUGCUGCAAGCCCAUCGCCAUGGAAACCACUAAGGACUGGAUGCUCCGGCGGCUCCGCCUCCUGAGGAAGCGGCACUGGUGGCUGGACGAGCAGAUUGUUGACAACCUGCCUACCCAAAUCAAAAAAGUGUUCUGUGAGGCGUGCCAGCAGAAGCCUGGUCUGUAUGCUCAGGUGUCUGAGAUGCUGCCGGUCAGAGUGGCCUCCUACAUGCUCCUGCCCUGCACACUACCUGUGGUAUCAGCCUACUCAGUGGGCAAGAGGAUUGUGGAGUGGAUCCCAGAGGUGCCUGCAGACAUGCGUUGGUUAGCUGGGGUGGCUGGGGAUGUGGCUGGGAGCUUGUACAGACAGGCCUGGAGAGGAGCGCCAGUAGACAUAACCAGUGAUGGUUCCCUGAGGAAUUGCAUGAGCCUGCCCCCACCCAUGGAAAGUGACGGACAAAGGGAGAGAAACGGUCACCUCGCCGGGUUCGCUCUCUCUGCUCUUGACCUCCAAAGUCAAUACUGGAACAUCCCCACCGUCCCCUCUCCCCGCCGCCCCACCAGCCCCCUCAUGCCCAGCCCCUCCCCACGACAGAUCUGCUUCUUUGUUGGCUCGCAGGACGAGACUGACUGACAGUCCCAUCCACCAAUGAGAGGACACUGUGACUAUGAAAAAAAUAUAUGAUAGGACAGUCCAGCUCAAGAUCCCUCCCACAGGGCCUGUCUAUAGGCUAUAGGAACUGUGAAGGGUGGUUUGGGAUGGACAAAAUAUGGUAAUGUGAUCGAAUAGCUUUGGAAUCCAGAACUGUUGCUAUAGACACACUAAUGACUCAAUCAUGCCUUUUGAUCACUCCACCAUCCAUAUUUCAUUCUAUUGUACCACAUUGGAAAACAAUUUACCAGCUCACCACCAAAGACCUCUGCAAGUGAAUUCUUUUUUGGAAUUACACAUUUUAUAACUAACAAUGUCUAGUUUUUCCAGAUAACUUGUUGUCACUACAACUCUACCUACCUACCUACCUACCUAGAGGAGGCUGGUGGAAGGAGCUAUAGAAUGACCUGCUCAUUGUAUUGGCUGGAACGAAAUCAAACACAUCAAACAUAUGGAAACCAUGUUUCACUUCGUUCCAUUAAUUCCAUUCCAGCCAAUAUAAUGAGCCUGUCGUCAUAUGGCUCCUCCCACCAGCCUCCUUUGCUACCUACCUACAGACAGUACACAAGAGGUUGGGAGCGCCUUAAUUGGGGGGACGGACUCGUGGUAAUGGCUGGAGCGGAAUUAGUGGAAUGGUAUGAAAUACAUCACAUGGUUUCCAUGUAUUUGGUGCCAUUCCAUUAUUAUGAGCUGUCCUUCCCUCAGCAGCCUCCUUUGCAACAGUACCCACCUACCUGUGUUCAGUUAAAUGUAGAAUUCAUUCCUAACGGACUGUUGACUUGAGUUGACGUUGACUUCCUUGACUAUGAGCUGUGUGUUUUCCUGACUACUAUUAGACAGGACCCUUGAACUAUUAUGAGGACCCUUGAACUAUUUUGAUGAGCUGUUAAGUCAAGAAAAUUGAGUUACAAAACCAUGGUGCAUCUGCAAAAAUCAUUCUGAGGACUAAGAUGUCCAGUUUUUGGGAAAAUUUCUUAUUUUAAAUACAUUUGACAUUUUUGCCAGAUUUUUAAAUUUUUUUACAGCAAAUUCUCUUUACGAAAACCCAUUCGGGUUAAAUUCUCGGGUCAUUUUAUUUUUUUAAAAAUCUUUAGAAAUACAAAUGUAUAUAAAUAAAACACAAAUACAAAUACAUAAAUACAUACAAUACAUAUGUUGUUUGUCCAUACAUCAUACAAAUUGUAUACUAGUUAAGGUUUACAUUAAACUAUACUAUUUAUAAUUAAAGUUCAAGUAAUAGACACAUCUCAACAUCAACUGUUCAGAGGAGAAUGCAUGAGUCAGGCCUUCAUGGUCGAAUUGCGGAAAAGAAACCACUACUAAAGGA